GGCACCGUAAAAUGGUAAAAGUGGUAAAAGCAGUAAAAGCGUAAAAGCUGGUAAAAGCCGUAAAAGCACUGGAUGGAUGGAUAAAUAACUACGGCUCUGAUAACAUAUAAAUAACAGACAGAGCCGUGUAUAGGGUGUAUAGAUAACAGACAGCUCUGAAUGCGGCUGACCCCAUUUAAUCUGGCGGCGGCUUGCGCCACCUGUCCACAGCUUCUAAUGAAACACGCGAGUCACCACAGCAACAAGCGCGGCGCUUCAACAGCCGCGACGCCAGCAACGCUAGCACGCGGCGACGGCACGAGGGCACGACGCCGAAGCGGACUCGUCGGUUUUGCAGCGUACGUGGAGAAACCUUUGCACGAGCGUUUUUGGUGUCUGACCUUCAUCCCCGCAACGUUGAUCCAGUUGUCCUCGGAGCGAUCAAAUAUCCCGUGAUGAACGAACGUGCGUGAAUCUGACUUGUGUACAACUGUGUUUCGUGCGUUCCCCGUUGGUGUCCCCAGCAUCCCCAGUGUUUCUUGAAGCACCAGCACCAGCAGAAGCACCGCUUUUGCCGGGCUGUGCUGCUGUGCUUGCUGCAGAAAAAGAAAUAAUGGACAGCAUCCUGAGUCCUGACUGGAUCGUGAGACUCUAUUAGCGGUACUGGCGGUACUCGUAUCCACCUUUUUGGCGCGGUCUGGAGUGGCCGGCCGGAGUGAUCCUGGAGCAUGGGCACGUCUUCCGAAGACGUGCUUCUGAUGGUGGGUAAUGUGCGCUACAAGAAGAACAACGGCACGCUGUAUCUGAUGGCCGAGCGUAUUGCUUGGAUGCUGGAGGGAAAAGACACCUUUCCCGUGAGCCACAAGUACGCCGACGUCAAAAUGCAGAAGAUCUCCCCGGAGGGCAAGGCAAAGGUGCAGCUCCAGGUGGUUCUGCACGGUGCCGAGGGCUCUGCCACCACGUUCCACUUUGUGAACCCGCUGGGGACCCGGGCCCAGCUGGACGACCGCAACAGCGUCAAGGAGCUGCUCCAGCAGCUGCUGCCCAAGUUCAAGCGCACCCUCAACUCGGACCUGGAGGAGAAGAACCGGAUGCUCCAAGAAGACCCGCGCUUGUUCGAGCUGUACAGAAGUCUCGUGGUGAGCCGAGUGGUCACGCCAGAGGAGUUCUGGGCCAACCACGCACCGAAGCGGCCAGGGGCUCCUGUGGGACCACAGCCGGCCCAGCCCGUGGGCGUCUCGGCAGCCUUCCUGGUGGACGUGCAGCCGCAGACGGACGGCUCCGAGGGCCUCAAGUACAACCUGACGGCUGACAUCAUCGACUCAGUCUUCCGGACUUAUCCCGCAGUGAAGCGGAAACACCUGGAGAACGUUCCGGAGCGGAUGACGGAGGCGGAGUUUUGGACGCGCUUCUUCCAGUCGCACUACUUCCACCGGGAUCGGCUGCACACGGCUACGCGGGACCUGUUCUCAGACUGCGCACGCAGCGACGAUCAGGAUGUGAGGGAGGCCCUUGCAGCUGGCUUGGGGGACCCCUUGGUGGACAUCUCCUCUUUCCAAGACGUCAACUCGUCCAGCGGUCGGGAGUCCCCCAACUGGCAGGGCGCUGCGGGUGCCACGGCCAACCAGUCGAUGAUCCGGCGCUUCAACCACCACUCCAUGAUGGUGCUCCGGGCGUGCGGACGGGAGGGUGCCCUCGGCUGUGCGGCCGACCCUGCUGCCAAGAAGGCCCGACUGUGGGACAGGGCGCGCCUGGAGGACCUGGAGGGUGUCACCAGCUCCACGGGGGGCGCCACCGUGCGGUUGGGGCACGGCGAGAGGCACCAGCGGGGUCCCACCCCGGGCAGCAAUGGCCCUCCGUGCGACGGCCAGGCGUCCGCCCAGGCCCUUCGCAGGCAGUUGGCCCAGUGGAUCCCCUCAGGACGCUCGAUGCUCCCGGCGUCUGCCGCCUUGUCCGUUCUCGGUGAGCUCUCGCCCGGCGGCUCUCUGAUGAAGAACGCCCAGCAGAUGCCCCUGAAAGACACUGUGAGCGUGGAGCUGCAGCGGGACCUGCGACGCAUAUACGUGGCCCAGUACGAGCUGCUGCGGCACUUCUGGACCUGCUUCCCCACCACCAGCGCCCAGCUCGAGGACAAGGUGGUGAGCAUGCGAGCCACCCUGGAGCGCUUUCAGUAUGCCCAACUCCAGCCGUUUCGGGACCGCUUGCUCCGAGAACACCACUGUCCCGACCUGGCAGACCACCUUGACGACCUGCUCCAGGCAGCCUACGCCAAGUACAGCAGCUGGCAGUCGCGGCGGCUGUCCCUGGGGCGCAAGUGAAGACCACCUCCGCAGCCAGACGGCCGAGCAUCGCCUUUGUGCAGGGUCUGGCAAGCCGCCAAGGUGGCCCCUGUGCUCGAGAGAGCCGUGGUGUCUGCCCAAGAAUACACAGAAAUUCGACGAGUCAGCCUGGGUCUCAAUAACUAACUAAGGGUGAAAAGUUUGUGGGGAUGUCAAGGCCGGUUUACACACACGGCGCAAAGUCGGCGCUGCAUCAGUGCUGCAUUGCGCGUGUGAACUAUACUCGUUUCCACCUCAAGAACCAUUGUAAAAAAAAAAGUACAGCUUUUCGUGGAGCAUUACUAAUUUCCUUCUUUAUGCUGAGAAUUGAGGUAUGUGUAGGUGCAUUUUAGAUUAGGUAUGUUACCGUCUGCAUUUCAAACGCCAAAAGCAUCGUUCCCGCCUCCGACAACUAAAUCUUGUAACAAUUACUUCAUGCGGCGUAUGAACAUGGAGCAAAACUUCCUUUUUUCUUGAGGUGAAAACAGGCAUAGAAAAAGCAAAUUCGCAAGCAGUCAAGUGCCGAUACAGCGCAGGUGUAGUGUAAAGUCUGCGAUGCAUCUAUAGUGCCAGAUUACCGCUGUGCUGAACUCGCAAACAGGCCUUUGACAGCGCACGCAGCAAGAUUAGUACCUAUCCUUCGUAUUCUUUGAUGCAGUCAUCGUUUCAGGGCCCCUAAUAAUUGGCGUCGGGGGCUGGCACACUGCAUUUGCUAAGUGACCCACUCAAAAUGCAUAGGGUUACUCGUGCUUGCUGCUGCAAGGGCCCGGGGCCAUUGAUUGCGUGCCCUCCAACAAUCCUGUUUAGAACUGUGCGACACAGGCUGUAACGAGUUUUUACGGAAGACACUCUGAACAUUGCAAAACCUCGAGACAUGGC
Messenger RNA from Ixodes scapularis (black-legged tick), 3176 nucleotides. RefSeq names its product general transcription factor IIH subunit 1 (gene Tfb1). Gene Ontology annotation, biological process: nucleotide-excision repair; transcription by RNA polymerase I; transcription by RNA polymerase II. The coding region runs from base 708 to 2297 and encodes 529 amino acids. Gene Ontology annotation, cellular component: transcription factor TFIIH holo complex; transcription factor TFIIH core complex. The transcript is spliced from 12 exons. The record is from RefSeq and is a predicted model, not a curated record. NCBI's taxonomy places the organism in Eukaryota, Metazoa, Arthropoda, Arachnida, Ixodida, Ixodidae.